GUGAGUCCAGCAUGGCUGCCCCCUGUUGCACUGUGGUGUUGUGGCGCUAUGUAUGAGGAGCCCUGUGUCCGCUGUGAUGAGUGAGCCGCCGCUGACCUACAGGAUCGUUACUAUGAGGUCCUACCAGGCUGUACUGCUGCUGCUCGCCGCCCUGGCAGUGUUUGCCUUCUAUUACUUGGGUUCUGGGAAGGAGAAUUUCUCCAGCACCACUCGGAGGAUGAAGGAACACAGCGCAAUCCCAGACAUGGAGCUGUUGCCUCCUUCUUCCUCAGAACUGAAGCUGGGUGAAGGGAAGAGCAAGAACCUGGAGAGCCGGGGGGUGCAGGACUACCAUGUCCUGAUGAUGUUCACCAAGGUGGACAGGGCUCCAGGGCUCAGGAGCAAGUUCCAGGUGGCGCUCCGCUCCCUGGUCAAGUACGGCAAGUUCGAGAGUACGGAGGUGCUGAGCCUGCACUUUGUAGCUGACGAGUCCAGCAAAGAGAUCGGCAAGACUAUGCUCCGGGACCUGCUGCAGGGCGCCAGCUUUAAGUAUAAGGUCAUUUUCCAUGAUGUCAGCAGCCUGACAGAGAAGCUGGUUCCAAUAGUAGAAGCCAUGCAGAAGUUGUUCAGUGCUGGUACUGGAACGUACUACAGUGAUUCCAUCUUUUUCCUCUCUGUUGCUCUACACCAGAUAAUGCCAAAAGAUAUCUCUCGAAUCAUUCAGCUAGACUUGGAUUUGAAGUUCCAGACCAACAUCAGGGAACUGUUUGAGGAGUUUGAUAACUUUCUACAGAACUCAGUUAUUGGAAUAGCACAUGAAAUGCAGCCUGUGUACAGACAUACUUUUUGGCAGUACCGUCGUGAAAACCCAAACACCAAAGUUGGAGGUCCUCCACCAGAUGGGAUGCCUGGAUUUAACAGUGGAGUGAUGCUGCUGAACCUAGAAGCCAUGCGACAGUCCAAACUUUACAACCAGCUGUUAGAACCCAAUGCAGUGCGCCUACUUGCAGAAAAAUAUCAUUUCAAAGGUCAUUUGGGAGAUCAAGACUUCUUCUCCAUGAUUGGGAUGGAGCAUCCAGAACUGUUUUAUGUUCUAGACUGUGGCUGGAAUAGGCAGCUGUGCACCUGGUGGAAAGAUCAGGGCUAUGCUGACAUCUUCGACCUAUAUUACAAAUGUGAAAGUCACAUCAGAAUUAUCCAUGGUAAUUGCAAUACUCCAAUUCCCGAAUAAUAGGGCUCAGGGUUAUUUAGAGAUGGAAAAAUCAGUGGUUAAGUAUGCUAUGCUAUUUCACAAAAAAGGGUUGGACAUUUAUAUAUAUUUAAACUUUUUAUGAUGUAAAAAAAAAAAAUCAAGAAGGUCCAACUAGAUGUGGCAUGGUGUUUUCUAGGGAAGAGCGAAUCAAUUUCGGAUGAAGCAUCCGAAGUCGAAUCGCAUAAAAUUUUGUUCUAAUACUUUACGGAGCAGGAGCUCCGUACAGUAUUAGAAUGUAUUGGCUCAGAUGAGCCAAAGUUAUUGCUUCGCAAAGUCUCGUGAGACUUCGCACAGUAACUUCAUAAAUUAAGUUGUGCUGUAAAAAAACAUUUCCAAACUCAGGUUCAGUUCCAAGGUGCCACUUGGAACCGAAUCAGAGUUUCGGAGCCAACACAUUAUAAUACUGUACAGAGCUCCUGCUCCAUGCAGUAUUAGAACAAAGUCUUAUGUGAAUCGACUUUGGAUGUUUCAUCCGAAGUCGAUUCGCUCAUUCCUAGUGUUUCCCAUGGUUUACAUUUCCAUGAAUUAAUAAUUGGAUUUAUUUUCUCUUUUAAUAGUAGGGAACUCUUGGAAAACUGUUCAAAUUAUAUAGAAAUAUACUUUUAACCAGAACUCUUUGGAUUGAUGAAAAUCGUUCCUGAAAUGUUUAUAAAAUGUGCCAAUCCCUAAAUGACACAUUAAAUGAAUACCUUAUGUUGACUUGCAGAAGCAUACUGUCAAAUACAACAGAAAAAACAGUCUAUGCUCUGCCAAAGCUGCACAGAUCUUAGGUAAAUUUCAAUAACCACUUGCUUUAAAGAAUCAUACUAUUACUAUUUUGUGUUUACAGAUAUGGAGCAUAGGUAGAGGUCUUUAACCAGACCUCAGGUAUGAAAGGUUUUUGUGGUACUAGAACUUGUCUAGAAAUAUUGAUUCUUUCCUCUAAAAAUUGAUUGACAUUUCUAUUCUCUAAAGGGGUUGUCUGGGUUCAGAGCUAAACCCGGAAAUGACCAGAAUUUCAUGCUCUGAUGCUCUCCUUUGCCCUGCAUUUUUUGGUGUUCCGGUGACGAACCAGGCUCUCCUCCGGGCUGCCAGGCAGAGCCUUCUGCCCAGCAGUGUGACCGGUGACAUCACCGCCGGUGAUGUAAAACAGCCUGUGAUAUCACCGAACACACUCCGCCCAUCAGUGUGUUAUAGUAAAUAAAAGGGCCCUUGCCCUGCGCGAUCCUGCGCAAGGCAAGGGAGAGCAUCCGAGCAUGAACUGCUCCGAUGCUCAUGUCAGUUGGGGCUGCCUGGGUGAAAUUAUGGGUAUGUCAGGGUUCAGCUCUGAACCCGGACAACCCCUUUAAAGGGGCUUUCCAAGUGUUGUUUAUUUUUAUCGGUAUCUGAUCGGUUGGGGUCCGACACCCGGGACCCCCACCGAUCAACUAUUUGAGAGGGCAGCAGCGCUUGCACUAGUGCCGGAGCCUGCUCUCUGCUUACCAAGCAUAGCGAUGUACAUUGUAUGGUGGCUGUACUUGGUAUCACAACACGACCCGUUCACUUCAAUGGGGCUGAGCUACCCCUAGGCCAUGUGACUGUUGAACAUGUCGUCACUGGCCUAGGAAGAAGGUCGCAACACUACUGCAAGUGCCGCUGCCUUCUCAAACAGCUGAUCGGCCGGGGUCUCGGGUGUCAGACCUUUACCGAUCACACAAAGGUUAGGUCAUCAGUAAAAAAAAAACGCUUGGAAAAUCCCUUUGAAUGAACACUUGCAGCUCCAACCAUUUAUAUAAAUGAUGCACCCAUUGUUGGCCCAGGGAUCAGCCGUAAUCGCCAGGGGAAGAUUGAUGUGGCUACUAAUUUUGUUCACAGCGGCUGCUUUGUCAGGGGGAUUCCAAGUGAGGAAACCAUCUUUGAUUCUCAUAUAACUUAAGAGGGAGUAUAGACAGGAGAUGUUCAGUAGGGACAACCCACUUGAAUUACAGAAACAAAUUUUCCUUUCUAUACGGUAAAUGUGCCAAAUCCAUAUAAGAUUUGCAAAUCCACAGCUUAAAGGGGUUCUCAGUUUUUUUUAAAUACAAAUAGGCUGCAUUGAUGCACAGGCUUGUAUUCAUGACCAAUACAAAUAGGUCAUCAAUACAAACAGGCUGCACAACCCCUUUAGGGUCCAUUCACACUUAAUAGAAAAUGCCUAUUCUUGUCCGAAAUUACGGACAAGAAUAGGACAUGUUCUAUUUUUUCGGGGAACGGAAUUGCGGACCCGGAUGCGCCGGUCCGCAAUUCUGGAUCCGGGCAGCACAUCGUAAUUGCGAAAUUGCGGACGUGUGAAUGGACCCUUAAUAUGUUUUCCUGAAGCAAGCACCAAACAUACACAUAGUAUGAACACAGAAAGAUUUACUACUCCUGUCUAAUAUUUAGACAGUGUAAACUUAGACAGUCUAAAGAUUUCUGGUGCACUGACAACAGUAUAUGUGGGCCAUUUUGGAUGUUAGCAACAUCCUAUAAUAUUUUUAAUUUUAAGGAUGGGAAAAAAAUAAUUACAAAUUGUCUUACAGUGAAGAUUAUUUUGAAAUAGACAUCUGUUACGAAUGUUAAAACUUAACAGAAACGUGCCUGUAAUAUAUGUGUUAUUUUAUUUAGAUGGAUUGAAAUGUGUCUGUAUUAAAUUUAAAUCGGCUGCAGUGCAAAUUGUAUAAAACAAAAUAUAUACUGUACUUGAAGAAUUUAUUUGCUAUAUAAUGGUGCCUCUAAAAUGUUGCAUUUUUUUUUUGAAUGUGUUGCUUAUUGUUAUUUUUAAAUAAAAAAUUAAUGUUA
Molecule: messenger RNA, 4006 nt
Organism: Bufo gargarizans (Asiatic toad)
Lineage: Eukaryota; Metazoa; Chordata; Amphibia; Anura; Bufonidae
Gene: XXYLT1
Product: xyloside xylosyltransferase 1
Exons: 4
Coding region: 53-1210 (385 amino acids)
Molecular function (GO): UDP-xylosyltransferase activity
Source: RefSeq, a predicted model, not a curated record